UUUUAGAGGUACAGUGUAGAAAUGUCAAUCAGACAUCCCAAAAAGAUGGAAUUGCUGAGUAAAGUCGAAGCUCUGAAGAGAAGUGGUGUUUUGUUAUCAAGCGAUCUCCUUGAAAAAGUGGAUUCAAUUAAUGAAAAAUGGGAACUGCUUGGGAAAACUCUACAAGAGAAGAUUCAAGACUCAUUGGUGGGGCACAGCGGGUUAGGAGCACGUGACUUGCUUUCCCCUGAAAGUGGCAACCUAGUAAGGCAACUGGAGGUCAGAAUCAAAGAACUAAAAGGAUGGCUGAGAGAUACUGAGCUUUUUAUCUUCAAUUCCUGUCUGAGGCAAGAAAAUGAAGGAACAAUGAAUGCGGAGAAGCAACUGCAGUACUUCAAGUCUCUGUGCUGUGAAAUCAAGCAGAGGCGUCGAGGGGUAGGCUCAGUGUUACGUUUGUGCCAACACCUCCUUGAUGAUCAGGAUACCUGUAAUCUGAGUGCGGACCAUCAGUCGAUGCAGCUGAUAAUUGUAAAUCUUGAAAGAAGGUGGGAAGCUAUCAUCAUGCAAGCAGUCCAGUGGCAAACUAGAUUGCAGAAGAAGUUGGCAAAGCAUCCAGACUCCCUGAAUGUUAUUGAUCCUGGUUUAAUGGAGCUAAAUAGCACAAGUGAAGAUGCCCUAGAAUGGGAUGAAAUGGAUAUAAGUAAUAAGUUAAUUAGUAUUAAUGAAGACUUUACUGAACCUGAAGCAAAACAAGAUGACACAAAGCUGAAUUUGCCACCUGAAAUAUCUGAUAAUGGUAAUCCAAAACAAGAAGAAGCCCCUAACAUUCAUGGAGACAGUCACAGUGACCAAAGAAUGCCAUCUUCUUCAGGUGCAAAGGUUUACCAAGUAUACAGUCUCCACGAUGUUGAACUACCCAGAAAAAAUCAUAUAUCUCUCAUGAAAAACACAUCCAAAGACUCCAGCCUUACACCUUCAACUACUGCAAACAAAGACACAAAUAAAGAUGCUUCCUCAUAUUUGCCAAAUUUAAUGGGUAGCACCACAUUGGCAAAACCACAGAAUUAUAUGUAUCAUAGCGGAAAUAUUACCAGGCAUUCUGAAAGUCAGAAUAAAGUAAUCAGUGAAAAAAAGCUAAAAGCUAUCAGCAGCUCUGAAAUCCAAUUGUUUCCUGAUAGUGACGGAAUACAAGAUAAUUCCAUGCCUAAUAUUUCAGAUUCUGAUUUAGGGAAUAUAGUUGAUGUGAUAAAACAAAAUUGUAAGCCGAAAGAGGAAGAAAGCCUUGAUAACGUCACUACAUCGGAACCAAAGUUUAGUAACAGAACAAAAGCUGUAGACAAUGGUGCCCAUCAUGAUUCUGUGAGUGUGGAAGAAUUACAAGGAAAACACAAUGCUUUUACAUUUUAUGACUACUCAUAUCUUCAAGGUUCAAAAUUAAAGCUACCACGGAUGAUAAAGCAACCUCAGUCAGAAAAAGCACACAAGCAGGGCAACUUGCUUCAUGGCUUUUAUUUUGACAAAGUUCCUUUUAUAUCUGGAAAUCAGCCUGGGGAGUUAAAAUCAUGUACAGAAAAGCUUGCUUUACCAACUGACUGGAAUGAUGCUGAUCCUAAACACUCUGAGUUUGUGGAAGAUUUAAAGAAACUAUAUGACACAACAAAUGGGAAAGUGCUUUCAACUCUAUCUCAUAGCUCUUCUUUAGAUUCCCUUUCUCUGACAAGUGAUUUGCUUGGUUUAACUGUUUUUAGAAGUGGAGAUGGGCUUAAUCGUAGCACUUCCUUAGAGAGCUUGCUAAAUCCCUACAAGAGCAAUGAAGAUCUUUUUAGCGGUAAUGAUUCCGGUGACCUUAGUGGAAGUAGUGAUUCUGUUGGAGAACUCAGUAAAAGGACGUUAGAUCUUUUGAAUCGCUUAGAAAAUAUCCAAAGUCCUUUAGAUCAAAAAAUAAAGCGGAGCAUCUCUGAUAUCACCCUCCAAAGCACUUCUCAAAGAAUAUCCUUGACUGGCCAAGUGUCCUUGGAAAUUGCCUCCUCAAUCAAUGAAGAUUCACCUGCUUCUCUCACUGAGUUAAGCAGUAGUGAUGAUCUGUCUCUCUGCUCUGAAGAUAUUAUAAUGCCCAGAAACAAAGUACUAGAUUCAAAUGCAUCAUUCAGAAAGCACCUCAAUCGGUCUGUCGCUGAUGAGAGUGAUAUCAACGUUAGCAUGAUUGUUAAUGUUUCCUGUACCUCCGCUUGCACUGAUGAUGAAGAUGAUAGUGAUCUGUUAUCAAGUUCUACUCUCACCUUGACUGAGGAAGAGCUGGGCAUGAAAGAUGAAGAUGAUGAUUCCAGUAUUGCAACUGAUGAGGAUAUUUAUGAAGACUCCAAUUUAAUGUCAGGACUUGACUAUAUUAAGAAUGAACUCCACACCUGGAUUAGACCUAAAUUAUAUUUGCCAAAGGAGAAGAGGAGACAUCAUGUGAAUGAUGAAAUUCAGGGCUGUAAGGAGUUAAGAGGUGGUGAGACUUUGAAACCAAAAGAUUCACUGAACAUUGAACAAUUUUUGAGUGAUUCCAUAUGUAAGCUUUCACAAAAUAAUGGCAAUAGGAAGAAUGUAUUGGAGAAUCGUACGUCAGAGACAAAAAGACAAGCAAAAAAUGAAGGUUUUCAGCUUUUACAAGAUCGCUUAGUAGAUGAUAUGGAGAAUGGAAAUGUUGCAGUUACUCAAGAAAGUCUAAAUGGACAACAUAUUUCAACAUCUGCCGUAACUGUUAGUACAUUAGAUAGGAAAGAGAAUGAAAAUGAAGAUUUUGUCAGUGAAUCAUUUGCUGAUAGUUCAAAAGAUUCUCAUAUUAACAAUGAGGAAGCUGUUCAACUAUCAAAUAUAGCCAGUCCUCAAAAAGAGUAUCAAAAUCAUAUUUUGUGUGAUGGCCAGGGUAUUAAAAAUCUUAUCACAGAAUUUGACUCAAAUGUCAAAGAAGACAGUACAGCAUUACUAACAUUGCCUCCAAGUUAUCAAGAAAGUAAAACAGGAAUUGGUGAGCCUGUUAGUGAUUGCUGUGCAUGUUUAAAAUCAAAUGAAGCAGAAAAAAACACAUCAGCUAGCAGUCAUGAUUCAUGUUGCAACUGUGAAUCAGUUGCUUUUGAUAAAAGAAAUGGGGAAGAUUGCUCAGUGCAUAAUUUUGUGAUGGAGAUAAUUGACAUGGCUUCCACAGCCUUGAAGAACAAAUCACAGCCUGAAAGCGAGCCAGCUGUUCCACAUUCAUUAGCCCAGAUCAAAGAAAAGGUUCUAGAACAUUCUCACAGGCCAAUCCAACUUAGAAAGGGGGAUUUUUAUUCUUACCUUUCACUCUCUUCUCAUGAUAGUGACUGUGGAGAAGUGACUAAAUAUGAUGAAGAAAAGAGCAGUACUCCAGUUCCGCUGGACUUUGCAGAAAACAUUGAAUGCUUUUUUGAAGCCUGUCCUGAGGAAGAAAGAGUUGAACAGCAGACAUACAUUGCUCCUAAUGAAGCUGAGGCAACUAUGGUCAAGUACAAGGACUUGGAUUUAAUAGAUGAACACCAAACACCCACCAAUUGUAAUGACUUUUCUUUCUUAUCUAAGGAAAUGGGUACAAAUCCUCCAGGCACUUUUAGCAAAACAGGAUCAGAGAAUAUAAAAAAUUAUCCUGGUGAAUCUUCCGAUCAAGAGACCUCUAACAAAGGUCCAGUUUUGAAUUCUUUUCCAAAUGACUCUAUAGAAAACCAUCCAGGUCAGUCCUUUGGCACUGCAAAAUCUGAAGAAGAUUUUGUCACCUCUCCAAAGGCCUUAGUUAAAGCCACUCAGUUAAAACCUGAUCACUUGAAAGGCAAAGAAAUUAAGCACCCACACCCAAAAACUCUUGUAUGUGAAGAAAAACUCCUGCCUCUUUACAAAGAAAGGCACAUAAAUGCAAAGAGAUAGAAUGCAACUGUCUCUGGACACAUACAUGUUAUUUCAUGAGCAGAAACUUGGCUGCAUUUCAGAUGUAGGCUUAUCCUCUAAACCCUGGGAUGACCUCUAAUUCCAUUGUAUCACUGCCUUUUGUUACACUUGACUCCCAAGAUAAAUUUUCUUUCCAAAUGUUAUUUGUACAUGUUGGCUUUGUAACCAGGUUGCAUAUGCUGGAGCAAUUUCAGUUAUCAUUUGGCUUUGUAGCAAAACAGUUUUCUUUCAUAUGGGUUUAUAUGCCAAGCUACCUCUUAACAACUUUCUUUUCAAAUGUGUAUGCCUCUGUAUGACAUCUCACCCACUAAUAUUUUAAUGAUUUUGCAAUUGCACAGUUUCUGUGAUCAUUUUAAGUCAUCAUUUCAGAACUGUAAAUGUCAUUAGUUCUCCUGUUUUACGUAUCACAUUUGGUAUUUUAUGAGUACAAUAACCCAUAUUGUUUAUUGAAAAUAUUUUAGAAAGGAAAUUUUGAUUACAGCAAAAAGGAAUCAAUUGCUCCUGAGUCAAAAGAACCGGUUAUACAAAGUAAACACAAAUGUAUCCUUUUGCUUUUUCUAAAAAACAAAACAAAACAAAACUAUGCAACACUUCAAGAAACAGCUAUGUGGUGUUGUAUAUUAAGAAUUGUUAACAUUGUACUAAAUUAAAUAAAACAUUUUGGUUUUCUACUAUGCUUCUUGAGGUGGUAAUCAGAAAAGAACCCCACAUUUAAAAAAAAAUGGUGCCUUGCUGUAUUUCUUAUAACAUUUAUUAAAAAGUUGCUUUCACAGUAAAAUUACGUUCAUUUGAAAGAAGGAAAUAGCAAGGUGUGAAUCGUUUCUGUAUAUAUGUAUAACCAAGUGCAAACAUUGAUGUACAAUGACAGUAUAAAAUGCUUUAAUGUUUGUGAUGCCUGGUGGUGUAGAAAACAUAAGCCUUAAAGCCACUAGAUUGCAUGAUAAUUAGAACUGGCAUAAUAAACAUGAGUUUACUGGGGAAAUUUUAGAACUGGCUCUCAUUUACCCACAUCUGUCUAAAUAUUACAUGGAUUUGACAUAAGUAUUUGAAUAUUUAUAAGGGCCUCUCAGGUUUUGUGUAGGCCUUUAGGAGCAACUUUGUCUGUGACCCUUCUGUCCUGAAAGUUCAGCUACUUCUGGUAAAAUUGGAAGAGGAUUUUGAACUACAAUCUCAUCCUGGAAUAAUUCCCUUACUGUCUCCACCUGUUAAGAUGCCCAUUUGGAGACCAUAAUAAGAACCAGGAAAAGUAUCUAUUUUUUCUGAAAACUUUC
Molecule: messenger RNA, 5189 nt
Organism: Thamnophis sirtalis
Lineage: Eukaryota; Metazoa; Chordata; Lepidosauria; Squamata; Natricidae
Source: RefSeq, a predicted model, not a curated record